UAAUGGAUAGAUGGGCUAAGCCAUCACCACAUGUUCACUGAUGUAAUGAUCAUUUUUAAUAACCGGGUUGCCCCUCCGAAAUCUUCAAACUCAAUUCCACGAUUGAACUUCUUGUCGUCAUUCUCAUCCCUUCUAAGUCCUGUUAAGACUUUUGCCAAGUUUUAGUCGCGGCUAGUUAUAUAUUAUAUUAUAAAACGAACAGUAUUCUCAACGAGCCACCAAUAUCUGUAUAUAGAUACACACAAGCACAACCUCAACUGUCACACACCUACACCCGCGAGGGCACUACAUCGCCUUUGGGCUGCUGAUCAGGUUCAUCGGUCAGUCCGCGAUAGAUAUAGUCGCAUAGAGGUCACACGCAGCAGGAACGUGCGAAAAGCCCGAGGAGAACAAAAACGGUUUACUUGGACUACUUGGACUUUGUGUUGCGCGGCGUAGUGCAACUAUUAUAUACUUCACGAAAAGCCGCCCCGCGCGCACUUAUAAGAACUGUCAAAUUAAUACGCUGACAUUUCGGAGUCGUUUCCCCGCUGUCGUCAUAGUCCGAAAUCUACGACGACGCUAACUUCCGCCCGAUUUUAUUCUUACAUCGAUAUCGCCUAACAUCACUUUUUAUACUCGUCCAUCAAACUGAUUAAUUCUUCGAGAUAUCCUUUUAUUUAAUUCAAUAAUUUCUUACUAAUUUUAUCAUUCUACUAUGGCGCAUAGGCGGGCAGAUGACGAUCUCGCCUACGGUGACUCGUAUGGCGAGAGGUGGGACAAGAGUCGCUUCGCUGUUGAGAGUGACCGUAGUCGGCAAGGUGCCGAAAGAGAUCGCUUUGAGGAACACGAUCGUUACUACAGUCGUGGCCCAGGAGGUCGGGUUCGUGAGGCCUCUGUGGAUGAAAGAUUUGAGCGAAGACAACCACGUCCGUGGGAGGAGGACUUUCCGCGCGAGAAAAGAUAUUAUGAUGAAGGCCCACGUUUUCGUCGCUCUCCACCUCCCGAGUUAGAGCGGCGUCUUGUUAUCGGCCGUGAGCGGGCUGAGCGGGAACGUGAACGAGAGUUCCGCCCUCCGUCCCCUCCACGACGACCUGGACUACUCCGGCGGCAGUCGUCUCUUGAUACAUUUGAUAGACGGCCGCUACCACGAUUUCUUGACAGAGAGGAAUCUGAUACCCACUCCCGUCGCGACGACUUCCGCCCUGAGCCGUACAAGCCGAUCCCCCUUCCCCGAUCGAGAGCUUUGCCUCCGCCGAGAAUAUAUGCCGAGCGAGAAUUCGAUGAGAUCAAGAUAUCUGAGCCCGAUCGCUAUGGCGAUGAAGAAUACCAUGCUUAUCCUGAGCUUGUUCGCGAGAGAGAGGUGGUUAAAUUGAAGAAACGUCGGGGUAGUAGUACAUCGAGAGAUAAGCAUCGUGGCGGUAGUGUUCGAAGCGGAAGCAUCUCGCGCACAUCUGUCUCAUCAGAUGAUUCGAGCAGUACUGGAGGCACUAGCGUUACUGUCAAGAGCGUUAAGAGCGAGUAUCCCAAGAAAGGAAAGACGAGAAUUCCUGACCGACUCGUUUCAAAGCUGGCGCUCAUUGACCUUGGUUAUCCAUUCGUUGAAGAGGGUAACGUCAUUGUUGUGCAAAAGGCUCUCGGCCAACAGAAUAUCGAUGACCUACUCAAACUGAGCGAAGACUACAAGAAAUCCGAACGGGAAGUUGCUUCUGCUCGCUCUGUUUCCGGGGGCCUCUUUGAAGAAAGAAGAGAAGAAAUAUUUACUCUUCCGCCACCGCCAGUUGCAAUGCCCCCUCCUCCCCCAGCAAUUAUCCAUACUGCGGCACCUGUUGCGCCAGCUACACAAACCCCCGUCGAGGUUGUUAAGGAGACGUUCAUUCGCGAGAGCUCGCCUACCCGUAGUACUCGGAGCCGUCGUAGCCAUUCUACUUCUACGACUCGUACUCCCGUCAUCAUAGAACCCCGAGAAUACAGCGAAGAACUCGCCGUAGGACCUCUCGCUUUAAUCGGUGACCGGCGGCGGUCAAAUAAAGACAUCAAGAUGGAAAUCGCUCGGUUAGAGGCGGAGCGCGACCUACUAAAAGCGGAACGACGGCACCACCACUCCCACUCCCAUUCCCGACACCGGUCGCAUAGUCGCAGCACCGACCGAGAAUUGGUGUCGGCCGAACGCCUACCGACGGGUGAGCUUGUCCUUUAUGAGGAACAGGUCGAGAAGAUCGAGGAGCCACGGCGCGGGGUUCGCAUUGAGAAGGACAAGAAAGGACCACCGCCUAGUUUGAUGAGAGCCAUGCUCGCUACUCUCACCUAAUAACUUGGUGGGCUUAGUUGACGCCGCCUACUUUUGCAUGUUGGGGAUAAAUAUGGGUCUAAUUAAUUUCGGUAUCGACUUUACUCUAGGGGUCAAGGAUAUCGAGCUCUACAUCAUCUAUGGCCAAGAUUGGCGUUUCACUACUUACGAGGUGUCAUUAUAUUCAUGUGUCACGUUCUGCUACAUUUAUGGCACCAGUUUCUCUUGUUAGGCAGUUCAAGGGGGCGUUUUAUAUUGGAUACAUUUGGCUAAACGCUGGGUCUCUGUCAUUGUGCGUUUUGGGUACAAGGGGUCACCUUGAUAGUUGGUAUAAACCGGGCUUAUCAUCUAUGUCCACUUCUUAGAGAAUGGCUUGGUUAUAGUGGUGGAAAUUUUCAAUGAAUAAUGACCUUUAUUCACUUCGCAAAUCAACU
Daldinia loculata is the source of this 2703-nucleotide messenger RNA. RefSeq lists its product as uncharacterized. Bases 698 to 2290 code for a protein of 530 amino acids. The transcript has 3 exons. Lineage: Eukaryota; Fungi; Ascomycota; Sordariomycetes; Xylariales; Hypoxylaceae. The record is from RefSeq and is a predicted model, not a curated record.